AUGCGUUUUGCUGCCCUUUCAACGACACUUCUGGCUCUGGCACAGUAUGUGCACGCCUUGCCAGUUGAAAGUGAUGGGGCUUCUGCACUCGAUAUUACCUUGACUCAUGUCACUGAUACACGUAUCAAGGCUGUCGUGAAGAACUCUGGCAGCGAAGAUGUUACAUUUGUGCAUCUCAACUUUUUCCGUGACAGCGCACCCGUAAAGAAAGUUAAUAUCUUCAAGAACGAUGCUGAAGUCACUUUUGAGGGAAUCAAACGCCGAUUCGUCCUCGAAGGUCUCACCUCGGAGUCUCUCACUUCCCUUGCUGCAGGAGAGACCUUCGAAGAUGAAUUUGACAUCGCCGCUACUAGUGACUUGUCUAGCGGGGGCCCAUUAACUCUUCAAUCGAGCGGUCUGGUACCCCUAGUCACUGAUGGUGCAGUCACUGGCUAUCUGCCAUACCGUUCCAACGAUCUCAAGAUCGAAGUUGACGGUGUCAAGGCAUCCCGUGUGCUGAAGGCUAUCAAGCCACUCGAUCGUCGUGCCCUUCAAACCUGCAGUGACUCCAGCAAGAAGUCGGCACUUAGCACUGCUCUCAAGAACACUGUGACUCUCGCGAACGCAGCCGCAACAGCUGCCCUUUCGGGAUCUUCCACCAAGUUUCAAGAGUACUUCAAGACCACCAGCACCGCGACGCGCAGUGUCGUGGCUGCUCGCCUUAAAGCUGUGGCAAAAGAGGCCGGCUCGGUGACUGCCACCAAGUACUAUUGCUCAGAUACCUUGGGAUACUGUGAGACCAACGUCUUGGCUUACACUCUGCCAUCUCAAAAUGUGAUCGCCAAUUGUGAUCUCUACUACAGCGCUCUCCCAGCAUUGGCUAGCACAUGCCACAGCCAAGAUCAAGCAACCACCACUCUCCACGAGCUCACCCAUGCUCCGGGAGUAUACAGCCCGGGAACUGAUGACAACGGAUACGGGUAUACCGCUGCGACAUCCCUCACUAGUGCAAAGGCCGUUUUGAAUGCUGACUCGUAUGCACUGUAUGCCAAUGGUUAG
This is a messenger RNA of Penicillium vulpinum, 1038 nucleotides long. RefSeq lists its product as uncharacterized. Bases 1 to 1038 code for a protein of 345 amino acids. Lineage: Eukaryota; Fungi; Ascomycota; Eurotiomycetes; Eurotiales; Aspergillaceae. The record is from RefSeq and is a predicted model, not a curated record. The transcript has 4 exons. Gene Ontology annotation, biological process: proteolysis. Gene Ontology annotation, molecular function: metalloendopeptidase activity.